Messenger RNA from Capronia epimyces CBS 606.96, 1311 nucleotides. RefSeq lists its product as uncharacterized. The record is from RefSeq and is a predicted model, not a curated record. The transcript is spliced from 2 exons. Lineage: Eukaryota; Fungi; Ascomycota; Eurotiomycetes; Chaetothyriales; Herpotrichiellaceae. Bases 1 to 1311 code for a protein of 436 amino acids.
AUGCCCGGCACACUCCAGACUUGGCCUCCGUGGCUCGAAUUCGAGGAACCCACUGACUAUACACCCAAAGACCAAGACUUUGACAUUUGCAAGCAGGCCAUCAUUGCGGAGUAUGGCGAAGAGAAGCUUCGACAGAGUUGGGUCCAAGUCUGUCAAGACCUCGAAUUGGUCACUGCCGAGAUUGCAGAGAAGAGGAGCGACAUUUUCCCCAUCUUUGAUUGUGAGGCCAUCUUGAAGGACGGAUUCUCUGCCGAGGACCAGGCUGCAGUCAAGAAGUAUGGUUGCUUCAUCGUGCGCCAAACCGUCUCCCAGGACGAAGCUCGUCAGGCAUAUGAGGUCCUGCGCCAAUACCGAAACGACAACCAGUCUGAAAUCCAGGGCUGGCCUGCCGAGUCACCGUCAAUGAUGAUGAUAUAUGACUCUCCCACACAAAUAGCCCUUCGGACACAUCCAAACCAGCUCAGGCUUCAGCGUGUCCUCAACCAGCUGUGGCACGACUCUUCCGCAGAGACAAGCCCCGAGCCUCUCCUGUAUUCCGACGGAAUCCGCGACCGACCUCCAAAACAAGUGUUCUUGGGUCUAGGACCUCACAUCGACGCAGGGAGCUUGUGUCGUUGGGCGGAUCCCACCUACCGUAGGGCGUAUGAGCAGAUCUUCGCGGGUAACCCCAGAGCACAUGACGCAUACAACCUAGCAGCCAGGAAAAACGCAAACCAGACCUUGUUUCCAGGCCGAGCCCAUUCAAACGUGUUCAGGUCAUUCCAAGGCUGGACCGCUCUGACUCGCGCGGCGGCCUCCGAGGGGGCCAUCAUGUUGUACCCAAAUGUCUCAACCGUCAUAGCAUAUACACUCCUACGACCCUUCUUUCGGCCGCCGAGAGACCCCAAGGACGUCAUGGAUGCAACCAAGUGGGAGUUCGACGCGGACGGAGCCUGGUUUCCUGGUACAUUCAAGCCAGACAGUCAACGGCUCAGCAGAGCAUCACACCCCCACCUGCGUCUGGAACAAUGCUUGACGCACAUUCCAGACAUGCGCCCCGGGGACACAGUCUGGUGGCACACUGAUGUAUGUCACGCAGUCGAUGCCGUCCAUAACGGCCGGGAAAACGCCUCAGUUGCUUAUAUAGCAGCAUGUCCGAAGACAGAAUCCAACAUAAAGUAUAUGAAAGCCCAGCUCCAGGCGACUCGGGAAGGGCGGCCCCCUCCAGAUUUUGCAGCAGGGCUAAUCCUGGAUGAGAGGCACUUCAAAGGAUAUCGGGGCCACCAGGGCCUGUCGGAAGCGGCAAAGGCUGCAUUGGGAUACUAUCUAUGA